GAACUCUUUGACCAGUUUUGUCUCUGAUUGCGGCAGUUGUCCCUUGUUAAGAAUGUUGUUCCAGCAAGUCGGACUUCGCUCGGGUGUCAUCUUGCUGGGAUGCAAGUUGAUCUCGAGCAGUAGCUUCAGAGUUCGAACGGAAAGAAUCACGUCGAUCAGGCUAGCCAAUGCGUUGAUUGUUCGAGGGAACAAAACCGAAAUGGGACCUGUGAAGAAAGAAGGAGUUAUUGCUCUAUUCGAUGUGGACGGCACUCUAACGCCCCCCAGGAAGGAUGUGAGUCCUGAGAUGUUCAAGUUCAUGCAAGAUCUCCGACAGGUUGUGACAGUUGGGGUUGUGGGAGGAUCGGACCUUGUAAAAAUCUCCGAGCAGCUGGGCAAGAACACCAUUUAUGACUACGACUACGUGUUCUCAGAAAACGGACUGGUGGCUUAUAAGAAUGGAGUUCUUAUUGGUAAUCAGAGCUUGAAGUCUCACCUGGGUGAGGAGAAGUUGAAGGAAUUCAUCAACUUCACGUUGCACUACAUCGCCGACCUUGACAUUCCUAUCAAACGUGGAACAUUCAUCGAAUUUAGAAUGGGAAUGUUGAACGUGUCACCUAUCGGUCGCAACUGUUCGUACGAGGAGCGUUGUGAGUUUGAGAAAUACGACAAGGAGCACAACAUUAGACCGAAGAUGGUGGAGGUUUUGCGAGAGAAAUUUGCUCAUUUGAACUUGACAUAUUCUAUAGGAGGUCAAAUCAGUUUUGAUGUCUUCCCCCAGGGAUGGGAUAAGACAUUCUGUUUGCAAUUUGUGGAGAAGGAGUUCAGUGAAAUUCACUUCUUUGGAGACAAGACAUACAAGGGCGGAAACGAUCAUGAGAUUUUUGAGUCAGAGAAGACUAUCGGACACACAGUAACGAGUCCGGAAGAUACUUUCAGACAAUGCACGGAGCUUUUCCUCUAAGUCGUCGAGAUCGAUGCACUGAAUCACUAUUCUUUUCCAACAUAUGGAAUUUAGUUAGCAGACAGAUCGAUUUAUAUUUGAUAAUUUAUUGAUUCCAAGUGGAAUCAGUCAAAUAAUAUAAAUGUCCCGCUCAGUGACGAAUGACAUUCCUAU
Messenger RNA from Marchantia polymorpha subsp. ruderalis, 1096 nucleotides. NCBI's taxonomy places the organism in Eukaryota, Viridiplantae, Streptophyta, Marchantiopsida, Marchantiales, Marchantiaceae. The record is from the annotation of a GenBank genome assembly.